Messenger RNA from Camelus dromedarius (Arabian camel), 3045 nucleotides. RefSeq names its product M-phase phosphoprotein 8 (gene MPHOSPH8). The record is from RefSeq and is a predicted model, not a curated record. The transcript has 14 exons. The coding region runs from base 189 to 2744 and encodes 851 amino acids. NCBI's taxonomy places the organism in Eukaryota, Metazoa, Chordata, Mammalia, Artiodactyla, Camelidae. Gene Ontology annotation, cellular component: cilium. Gene Ontology annotation, molecular function: protein binding.
UUCCGGGGGGCCGUGCGGGGCUCCGGCGCGCCCGCCCUGACGUCAUUGGUGUGCGCGCGCGCGUCGCUCGUGGGUGGCGAGCCCGCCAUUGGCCCCUCUGGCUGAGCGGCGUCCCGCGGCUUGAGGGUCGGGGCCUAGCGUGGGGCGCGUGUCGCAGCGUCUCUCCCGGCCGCUUGCAGAGCUCCGUUAUGGCGGCGGCGGAGGGGUCGAACGCGGCCGCACUUCCCGGUUCGGGUGCCGACGGCAGCGGCGAGUCGCCCGGGGUCGAAGGAAAAGGAGUUGGGGCGGCGGGCGAAGAGAAGGGCGCGGCCGCGAAGGGAGCGGAGGCCGUCGGGGACAGCGAGGAGGACGGCGAGGAUGUGUUCGAGGUGGAGAAGAUCCUGGACAUGAAGACCGAGGGGGGUAGGAUCCUUUAUAAAGUUCGAUGGAAGGGAUACACGUCAGAUGAUGAUACCUGGGAGCCGGAGGUUCAUCUCGAAGAUUGUAAAGAAGUUCUUCUGGAAUUUAGGAAGAAGGUUGCAGAUAACAAAGCUAAAUCAGUCAAGAAGGAUGUUCAGAGACUGUCCUUAAGUAAUGACAUAUUCGAGGCAAACUCUGAUAGUGAUGAACAAAGUGAGACCAAAGAAGAGACUUCUCCGAAGAAGAAGAAGAAGAAGCUGAGGCUUCGAGAAGAGAAGAGCCCGGACGAACCGAGGAGGAGGAAGGCGAAGACGGGGAGACUGAGAGACAGGCCCAGGCCAGACCUGGAGGGCUCCUCCGAAGGGACGAAGAAGAGAAUUCUGGAAGCCAAAGAGGAAUUAAAGGAACCCAAAAAGCCCAAAAAAGAUGAUACGAAAGAAACUAAGGAGUUAAAGAAAGCUAAAAAGGGUGAAAUACGAGAUUUAAAGACUAAAAUAAGAGAAGAUUCCAAGGAAAACAGGAGAACAAAAAAAGAGAAGUGUGCUGAAUCUCAGCUGGAAUCGGAACUGAGUGCACAGAGUGACUCCCCGCUUCCGGAGGAGGACAGUGAGGGCUUACUGUCUGACGGCAGGGAAGAGAAGCCAAAGGUGAGGGGUGCGAAAGACAAGACGGGACCAGAUGCAGCACCGGAACCCGGCUUUGAGAAACAGCAGGACGGCUCGGUCAGCGCUGAUGAGGAUGAUGUCAAAGCAAAGAGGAGAAAAAAGAAACUGAGAAACACCGAGGAACCUAAAGAGAGCAAAAAGCCAGAAAACAAGAACCUUUUCUUAGAGAAGAAAAAUAUACAAAAAAAGCCAAGGAAUCAAGACAGAGGCAGAGGUAACGCAGAGCUAGAGAAACAGAUGCCAGCGCCCGCGCAGGAGAAGCCCCGGCUGAGUGUGGAGGAGAGGGGACCCGGGCCCGCCGGCUCCCCAGGGCAGGAGAAAGAGACCAAAAGAAAUGAACCCAAAGAAAAAUACCAGAAGAAGCAUGAUUUGGACAAGGAAGAAAAAGGCCGAAAAGAGCCCAAGUCAUUGAAGGCAUUUAAGGAAAUCAGAAAUGCAUUUGAUUUAUUUAAAUUAACUCCAGAAGAAAAAAAUGAUUUUCCUGAGAAUAAUCGGAAAAGAGAAGAAAUAACACCAGACUGUAAAGUCACAGAAGAUCACAAACCCAAGGAGAACAAGCAGCUGCUUAAAGAAAGGAGAAACACACGAGAUGAGACAGACACGUGGGCCUACAUAGCUGCGGAAGGUGAUCAGGAGGCCCUGGACAGCGGGGGCCACGCGGAUGAGACUAGCGAUGGCAAACAGCAGAUUGUGAGCUUGGGCAUGGAUUUGCAGUUGGAAUGGAUGAAAUUAGAAGAUUUUCAAAAGCACCUUGAUGGGGAAGAUGAACAUUUUACUGCCUCGGAUACAGUUCCGAGCAACUUACUGAGGGAUGCUGUGAAAAAUGGGGAUUAUAUUACUGUAAAGGUUGCACUUAAUUCAAGUGAAGAAUAUAACCUGGAGCAAGAGGAUUCAAGUGGGAUGACGCUGGUGAUGCUGGCGGCGGCGGGCGGGCAGGACGACCUGCUGCGGCUGCUGCUCAGAAAAGGCGCCAAGGUGAACGGCAGGCAGAGGAACGGGACCACCGCGCUCAUCCACGCCGCUGAGAAGAACUUUUUAACUACAGUGGCUGUUCUCCUGGAAGCAGGAGCAUUUGUGAAUGUGCAGCAGAGCAGCGGGGAGACGGCUCUGAUGAAGGCCUGUAAGAGAGGAAACUCAGACAUCGUUCGGCUCGUGAUCGAAUGUGGAGCCGACUGCAAUAUCCUGUCCAAGCACCAGAACAGCGCACUGCACUUUGCAAAGCAGUGUAACAACGUGCUGGUGUAUGAGCUGCUGAAGAGCCACCUGGAGACACUUUCGAGAGUAGCAGAAGAAACAAUAAAGGACUACUUUGAAGCACGUCUUGCUCUGUUAGAACCAGUCUUCCCAAUAGCUUGUCACCGUCUCUGCGAGGGGCCAGAUUUUUCCAUGGAUUUUCAUUAUAAACCCCCACAGAACAUACCAGAAGGCUCUGGUGUCCUGCUGUUUAUUUUCCACGCGAACUUUCUGGGUAAAGAGGUCAUUGCCCGCCUCUGUGGACCGUGUAGCGUACAAGCGGUGGUUUUAAAUGAUAAAUUUCAGCUUCCUGUUUUUCUGGACAGCCACUUCGUUUACUCAUUCAGCCCAGCCGCAGGCCUCAACAAGCUCUUCAUGCGGCUGACGGAAGCACCCUCUGCCAAGGUUAAGCUGCUGAUAGGUGCAUACAGAGUGCAGCUGCAGUGACCACAGAGAAGGGGACAGACUUGUCUUCAGACCUGUUUCUAAACCCGCUGGGAAGCAGAUUAGGACCUGGCACAGCUGACACUUGGUUUCAUCUGUAAGCCUCUUGCAUUUAAGGCCUGUCCUCUGUUACAGUCUGUGAGGGGACACGGUGGGUAAAGCAUAUCACAAAACAGAUGUAAGUACUUGUGCCAGUGUCUGAAAUCUCAAUGUUAUGUCCAGACUGUGUGUUGAAGUUUUUCCACAGUGUGGAAUGGUACAUAUGAGAAUUAUUUAAGAAAAUUAAAACUUUUUAAACUUGGAA